This is a messenger RNA of Penicillium daleae, 828 nucleotides long. RefSeq names its product TIP41 family protein. The coding region runs from base 1 to 828 and encodes 275 amino acids. NCBI's taxonomy places the organism in Eukaryota, Fungi, Ascomycota, Eurotiomycetes, Eurotiales, Aspergillaceae. Gene Ontology annotation, cellular component: cytosol. The transcript has 3 exons. The record is from RefSeq and is a predicted model, not a curated record. Gene Ontology annotation, biological process: TOR signaling.
AUGGCUUCCAGACCCUCGGCUGCGCCUACGGGCCAUGCGGCAGUCUCCCCCGAGAUGAAGAAGCCCCAUAUGAUCUCGGUCGGGGGCUUCCGCAUCGCCACCCAGAAGCUCCCCAUUCUCAAAGCCGAACCGAUUGAGGAGAUGACAAAGAAGCUGGGCGUUGCACCACCGGAGAUGAUCUUUGGGGACAAUCAUGUUGCGAUUGAACACGAGAAAACGGGCUGGGGAAUCGACUUCAACGCAUUUGAUGCGCUGGACAGGGUGGACAAGACCGGGCAGUCUAUGCUCCAGGUCGCAUAUUCCAAGGAAUGGCAACAAAGCAGAGAGAAAACUCACGACGGGAUCAAGGAGGUUGUCAAGCCGUUCGACUGGUCCUACAGCACCGAUUACAAGGGCACACUCAGUCCCAAUGCGCCACCAUUCGAAGCGACCGAGAAGCCGAUUCCUAUCGAAUUGCUGAAGCGCCCGGACCCUAUCCUAUUCUUCGACGAAGUCGUACUAUAUGAAGACGAGCUGGCCGAUAAUGGCAUUGCAAUGUUGUCGUGCAAGAUUCGUGUGAUGCCAGGCAGACUUCUUCUACUUUCGAGGUUUUUCAUGCGCCUAGACAAUGUCUUGAUCCGGCUUCGUGAUACCCGCGUGUAUGUUGAUUUCGAGACUCGUGAGGUGAUCCGGGAAUACCAAUCCAAGGAAUGCGAAUAUGAGAAAGUUCGACAGAUCCUAGCAGGUACUCGCGAUGACAUUCCCGCCUUGAUGAGAGAUCCAAACCGGCUGUCUGAGAUCUUACCUAUUGUGGAAAAGCACUCCGAACGAGUGGUCCUUGGUAGUUGA